Molecule: messenger RNA, 1001 nt
Organism: Eubalaena glacialis (North Atlantic right whale)
Lineage: Eukaryota; Metazoa; Chordata; Mammalia; Artiodactyla; Balaenidae
Product: serine protease 27-like
Exons: 6
Coding region: 1-984 (327 amino acids)
Biological process (GO): proteolysis
Molecular function (GO): serine-type endopeptidase activity
Source: RefSeq, a predicted model, not a curated record
AUGAGGCAGGUGCCGGCUGUGGCCCUGCUCCUGCUCCUGCUGCUGCUGCGGUUUGGGACUCAGGAGGCUGAGGCAUUAAUUGCCUGCGGGAGCCCGAGGAUGCUGAACCGGAUGGUGGGCGGGCAGGACGCCUUGGAGGGCGAGUGGCCAUGGCAGGUCAGCAUUCAGCGAAAUGGAAGCCACUUCUGCGGGGGCAGCCUCAUCACAGAGCGGUGGGUCCUCACCGCAGCGCACUGCUUCUCCAACACCUCUGAAACAUCCCUGCUGUACCAGGUCCUGCUGGGGGUGCGGCAACUGGUGAAGCCAGGGCCGCACGCCAUGUACGCCCGGGUGAAGCGGGUCAAGAGCAACCCCCUGUACCAAGGCAUGGCCUCUAGUGCCGAUGUGGCUCUGGUGGAGCUGGAGGCACCUGUGACCUUCAACAAUUACAUCCUCCCUGUGUGUGUGCCUGACCCCUCAGUCGUCUUUGAGACGGGCAUGAACUGCUGGGUCGCCGGCUGGGGCAGCCCCAGUGAACAAGACCACCUGCCCAACCCCCGGAGCCUGCAGAAACUCGCUGUGCCCAUCAUUGACACGCCCAAGUGCAACCUGCUCUACAGCAAGGAUUCUGAGUCCGGCUUCCAGCCGAAAACCAUCAAGGACGACAUGCUGUGUGCUGGCUUCGCCGAGGGCAAGAAGGACGCCUGCAAGGGAGACUCGGGGGGCCCCCUGGUAUGCCUUGUGGGUCAGUCAUGGCUGCAGGCUGGGGUGAUCAGCUGGGGUGAGGGCUGCGCCCGCCGGAACCGCCCAGGUGUCUAUAUCCGGGUCACCUCCCACCAUAACUGGAUCCAUCGGAUCAUCCCAGAACUGCAGUUCCAGCGGGCUAGCUCGGGUGGCCAGAAGCGGGAACCCCGGGGCCAGCAGCCCCUCAGUCGGAACUUUGCACCCUGCCUGGCAGCCCAUGCCAUCCUCCUGGUCCUCAUGGCCCUGCUCACCUUCCUCUGAGCUGCGCUCAGGCCAGU